Molecule: messenger RNA, 1974 nt
Organism: Ilyonectria robusta
Lineage: Eukaryota; Fungi; Ascomycota; Sordariomycetes; Hypocreales; Nectriaceae
Exons: 1
Coding region: 1-1974 (657 amino acids)
Source: RefSeq, a predicted model, not a curated record
AUGCCUCCAAAGCGUCGCCAUCGCCUUUCCCAUCUCUUUUCCAAACUUGACAUUGGCGAGGGUCUCAUCAUUCGCAGGCGAGAGCCUACGCCUCGGGAUCCUACGCCUCUAGACCCUACGCGGCCGUCUAUAGCCCAGUUGCCCGAGCACAUCGUGCGACGCAUCCUUGCAUGGCUUCAUGAUGUGCGCCCAGACACUGUCCGCACCGUAGCGUCGCUGAGUACGUCCUUGUACCAACUGGCUCGCUCAGUGCAGCACACCGAAGUGCAUGUCGACCUGGACAAGAGCCGAUACGUCCUCGACCGCCUUGAUCUCAUCCAACGCCUCGACCAACUCACCGCUGUUCGGAUCCUUCGGGUGAAUGGGCGCGGGUGCAAUAACGGUCAGGAGGGAGAUGGAAGCACCCAGAUCCUGGCCCGUCUCGCUGCACUGCUACCCAGCAUGACAGGACUGCGCCACCUGCAUUGGCAUGUUGGCUCGACGAUAAGACUCCCGUGGAGCGAUGCUCUAAAAAGAACAGCUGUGCCUAUACCUGCAGCCAUCUUAGCAGCACUACCAAGAGAGUCGCGUCUGCACGCCGCCGUCUUCUGCACCGAGACGCGAGAGGAGCACAUCCUGGCGGCACAUCUCCAGGUACGCACGUUUUUGCAGCGGCUUGCAGCAUGUCAGAACCUCUGCACCCUUGAUAUUCAAAUCACCUUCAUCGAGGAGGAGCACUGCCUCCGCACUAUGCGCGAGCUGAAGAAGGUGCUGCUAUCCUGUCCCAACCUCACCCGACUGCCCCGUAUCGACGUUUGGUAUCCCCGUGGAGGCUGUUUCGCGUACGGGCCUCCGAUGGGAGGCGGUCUGUACUGUGGCCUCGGCUUCUCCAACGGUGAGAGACCGCAGCCUCUGACAGUCUUGGGCGUUGAUUAUUAUCCCUGGGGCAUAGAGGGAGUCCCGAGCUACCAAGGUUAUCCUGCCGGUUCCUCAAAAUAUGAAUGGGACUACUGGAUUGAUUGCUUCGAUUGGUCCCGUCUGGAGCGAUUGCAUGACAUUCGCUCCCAUCUGACACUCCGCAUUGCAUCCAAAUUAACCAAUCUUCGAGAGCUCGUACUCGAGGAACAAGCCUGCCCUCUCGAAGCCGAGUUUGAAGACGACAUCACCGCACCGCUAGAGCUCAUAAGUCUUGCAGGCUGGCAUCACGUCAACCGCAAACCAGAGUUCUUCAGCCGGUUCGGUGCAACUCUACGAGAACUCAAGUUGCAUGGACCCGAGCCAAGAUGGGAAAGUGAGAACCACGCUUAUAUAACUGUCGCUGACCUCGUCCACCUCUCCAAGAGCCUGCUCCUUCUCGAGCAUCUACGUCUUGAUAUCCUCCGAGACGAAGAGACGCAGGAUUGGCCGUACAAAGCACUAGACGCCAUUGCAACCUUCCCCAAUCUACGAACUGUCGAGCUGUGGUUUCCUCUAGGCCGGGCAGCACCAGCACCAAAACCACAACUCACUGUCUCGUCGGUGCCGUGUCUCUUACGCUACCUACACGAGCGCAACAAAAACAUCAUGCGUGCGACGCUCCAUUCGGGAGACCCAUCGCCCCCGGGCGGAUUUGCAGUAGCCAUUCUUCCUUCGAACGCAUGGGCAUGGGACAUGCACAGCACUAUUAGUUUUGUAUGUGUAAUGGUCUACGAUAGUGAUCGUCCCAACGAGCAAAGUGGCAGUGUCGACGUUUGGUGUCCGGAACUGAGCAUAGAAAUGAACGACAAGUUGCACCAGUUGGCCCAACAGACAGACCGGAAGCACACAAAUGCCAAAAAGCUUGAUGAAGCCGAGUUACGUCUCAGGGUGGCUCUAGAUGGACCGCUCAAUGCCGAAAAUUGGGGGGCUUGGAAACAAGUCCAGAUGCGCGAGAGCUGGGAACGCGAAAAGAAGCAACAACGGCGCGCGGCGAUGAACAAGUUUAUUCCAUCAUUGAAGCGUAUGUUGGAGCGAUAG